ACCACGCUCGAUGGUACGCACGCGUGUCCUCUCCCACCGCCGUCGCCGCCGCCAUACACACCUAUUUUUCUUCGUUCUCACCCACCGUCCAUCCGCACGAUCGAUAGCUUGCUGGUGUUGAUGGCGUUAGAGACGAUUCCGAGCUCCGGGGAUGCUUCGGAGGAUGACGAAGAGGAAGCGGUGGCAGGAGGAGGAAGAGGGUGGGUCGAGAUGGCGUGGCGGUUGGGCAAGAGGGUCGCCAUCGCCGGGGCCGCCUUCACUGCGGCUCCCAUCGUCAUCCCUUCCUACUGCGUCGCUUCCACCGUCGGCCUCGCCCUCUCUGUUCCGUUCGGCUUGUACCUGGCCACCAUGGCCGCUACCGAGAAGGUCAUGAGCUCUCUUCUCCCUCCGGCUUCCCUGGCAGAACCGGAUGAAGGGGAAGGAGAGGAAAGGUUCAUUGUCGAUGUAGAAGAGGAGGGGGAAGAAAGAGAAACGCCUGUGGCAGAGCAAGAAGCGCCCCAGAGCAAGCAAACAUCAGCAACUGAGCCUUCCAUGGACGCUCAGACGGAGCCUCUCACGUUGGAGGACGACAACGAGGAAGAGGGGGGAUACGUGGAACCCAGCAUGGUCGUCAAGACAUCUCCAUAUGAGAGACACGAAAGAAAGGAUAUGAUCUGGGAAGAGAUCUCCUCGCUGCGAACCAUAAUGGGGUACAGAGCUGCACUGCGCUCGUCGACCGUGGAGGAACUCCGAGCCCUCUACAUCUUCACCGGUGUCGAGCCACCCAUCUCCCUGAAGGACCCCUCGAACAUGAUGGAGAUCCAGGACAAGCUUCGGUUCCUCAAGUUGCUGGUUGGUGUGAAGUGAAUCGAGAACUGUACAGAAACUUCUGUAACACUUGCGAUGAACGUAAACAAAGUGCAUAGUGCAUUCUAUCCUAGGGGGAUAUGAUAUAGAAGAGCAUGAGAGACAGCAUUGAUUGCGAAUGGAAUUACUUGUCAGACGAGCC
Musa acuminata AAA Group (dessert banana) is the source of this 988-nucleotide messenger RNA. RefSeq lists its product as uncharacterized. The record is from RefSeq and is a predicted model, not a curated record. The transcript has 2 exons. The coding region runs from base 121 to 846 and encodes 241 amino acids. Lineage: Eukaryota; Viridiplantae; Streptophyta; Magnoliopsida; Zingiberales; Musaceae.